Molecule: messenger RNA, 1257 nt
Organism: Clonostachys solani
Lineage: Eukaryota; Fungi; Ascomycota; Sordariomycetes; Hypocreales; Bionectriaceae
Source: the annotation of a GenBank genome assembly
AUGGCCGCGCGACCAGGAGAAGAGAAUGUGGCGACCCUAUUUGGGGACGUUCACUAUUUCUACUCAGGACCCGAGGUGAAGCCCAGGCAUCAUCGAUUUGACAAGGGCUCGUACGUCUACCUGUUUGAGAAUGCAAACGAGAGAAGGUGUCGCAUCGAAAUCGCCAAUCACGCAGGCACCCCGGACCAAGAUGCUUUUGAUGGGUUCCUGGACCAAGCCCACGUGCGGUAUUCGUACAAACAGCAUUGCAUGGUCGCUCUCACCGUUGCCGAAUCAGUGAACCAGAACGAGUGGCAUCUACCAACAUUUGACCCCCGAAAUGAGAACAAAUACCACUACAAGCUCCAGGCGCUCGAUAUCUACUUCUGGACACAAAAGGAUGCUCUGCAAUUCAUCAAUGGUGUCAGGCGAGUUCUCCCUCCUGCGCAGGUCGAGAUACUGGAUGAACCAGCACCGCCUCCGCAGCCAGCUGCGAUGAGCCAGGUCGUGCAGAAGCUUGAGAACGCUGCCAUAUCGGAAUCACAGAGCACGGCGCCGAACCCACCGUCACAGUCGUCGUCAACGGCCCCGGCGGCGGGAGCAUCUGGGCUCCCACCUCCCCCCCCUCCUCCACCACCGCAACAACAACCGGCAUCGUUUGUGCCCAUGGCCUACAACCCAGCCGCGCCGGCAGCUCCAGAGUCGUUCCAGCAUCGGGAGAAGACCCCUCCGCCAGAUGAAGACCCGCUGAACCCUCUGGCCGUUGCAGUAGCAUACGACUAUCAGAAACAGCCCUUCACUCCGGGAUUCCCUCCGCAGGCGCCAAUUCCUCCGCCAAUUGCCAGUCCAGGCUUUGCUCGGCCAAUUGGUGCCGCCCAAGGCCUGCCACCACAACCUGGAACACCAGGGCUUCCACACCCAGGGCUCCAACGUUCGGCGACCAUGCCGGUGGGAACCCAGCAGCCAGCUCAGCAGCCGUAUCAACCACAACAAGCUCAGGUGCAACAGCAGGCAAGUCCUCCGGUCUCUAGCCCGGGUCUGCCACCACCGCCUCCCGGAGGAUUCUCGUCAUACUCGUACAGCCAUCCGACUCAGGGCGCUCCUGGCCAGACGGACUACUCGAUCCACCAGCAACUGUACCGGCCAACGGAACAGGAGGCCAUCGUCGGAGCUGGAUAUGAACCCAAGGACCCCAAGAGCAAAAUGGGGGAGAACGCGGCCAGGUUUGAGAGGGGCGUCUCAGGUAUGUUGAAGAAGUUUGAGAAGAAGUUUGCUUGA